AUGGCUGAAAUCAUGAAUGUUAGCAAGACAAGGCUGUGUGGGAAAAUUCUGAAGAAGCUCAUGGAUCACAAAGGUGGUUGGCUUUUUCAUAAACCAGUUGACCCUAUUCUUUAUGGGAUUCCUGAUUACUUUGAUGUUAUCUGCAACCCAAUGGACUUGGGCACUGUUAAGAAGAAACUCACAAACAAGCAAUAUGUUACAGCCAGUGAAUUUGCAGCAGAUGUGAGGCUUACAUUCUCAAAUGCAAUGAAGUAUAAUCCUCCAGGAAAUGAUGUCCAUGCAGUUGCUGAACAGUUGAAUAGAAUAUUUGACUCAGAAUGGAGAUCAGUGGUAAGAAAAUGGAGCGGCAGGAACCAAAUACAAGAACAACCACCAAUGAAGGCAGUAAAGGCUCAAGCUGCCAUAAACUUGAAGUCUGCAAUCCCUAGAGGGUCGGUCACAUGCUCAAAUUCACUAGCAAAGGAGCAAUCAAUAAAUGCAAUGUCCUCCAAAGUAAAAAUUAGAUUUUUUGUGCGAGGGUCUGAUAAUACCCCUCUCAAAGCUGGUAGUCAAGAGUGCUCUUUAGAUAAUUCACUCUCUUGCACAAAGGAGGAUAAAAUAUCAAUCAUACAAUCAAAUGAGAACAGCAAUUUAUCAAAUGGAAACGAGUCACUGUCUUGCAAUUCUACUUCACCUCCUAUUUCCUCUGAGCAAGGGGAGGAAAGUUAUUUACACAUUGAACCUUUGUCGCCUAGUAAAGCCCUCCGUAUAGCAAUGCUCAAGAGGCGUUUUGCUGGAACAAUCGUGAAGGCACAACAAAAUGCACUUCUGGAUCAUGGUAAGGAAAUAGACCUUGCAAAGUUGCAGUUGGAAAAAGAGAGGCUGGAAAAAAGGCAGCAAGAAGAGAAAGCAAGAAUUGAGGCCCAGGUAAAGGCUGCUGAAGCUGCUGCACAAUUAAAACUAGAGGAAGAGAUGAGGAGGAAGCGCGAGCAGGAAAGAAAGGCUGCACGGCUGGCACUGCACAUGAUGAAGAAGACUGUUGAUAUUGACAACAGCGACUUUCUGAAGGACCUGGAGAACUUGUGCCAAAAGUGGCAAUUGGAUCCUCCAAGCAAAUUAAUCGUAGACUUUGUCCAUGGGAUUGAGUUGCCACAGGGCUUAGGGAGCCCACUGGAGGCACUUGGCCUAUUCAUGAAGAAAGAUAUCGAGGAAGAGGUCGAACAUGAAAUGGAGGACAGCGUGUCAACCUCCCAGAAUGCUGAUGUCGAGGAAGGAGAGAUCAGCUGCUGUCAAUAG
This is a messenger RNA of Miscanthus lutarioriparius, 1275 nucleotides long. Lineage: Eukaryota; Viridiplantae; Streptophyta; Magnoliopsida; Poales; Poaceae. The record is from the annotation of a GenBank genome assembly.